Molecule: messenger RNA, 1297 nt
Organism: Notechis scutatus (mainland tiger snake)
Lineage: Eukaryota; Metazoa; Chordata; Lepidosauria; Squamata; Elapidae
Source: RefSeq, a predicted model, not a curated record
ACCCCGAACGCCAGCCGAGAGAGCCCCUCCUCCUCUGGGGAAUUUGGGGGACGGGAGGGAGACCGGGUUUAACUGCCCCCCCCCUCUGCUCCUCCCCGCCCAGGCCGUGGCCAUCGUCUGUGGCUUCCUCCUGGUGAUCCUGCUUUGCGUCAUCUGCUUCUUCGCCCACAAGACGCGCCAGAAGAUCUGGCAGUUUGGCAAGCAGAACAUCUACUGGGACCGGCCCCCAGCGCUGGAGGGGGGCCCCAAUGUGGAGGAAUGGGUGAAGAACGUGGAUGGCCGAGCCAGCCCCACCGACACGGCCACCCUGGCCUACUCGGAGAAGCCCACCAGCCCCGUCCACGCCCCCGCCAGCCCCCCCGGCUACACCGAGAAGGAUGGCUUCUCCAGGGCGGAUGCCCGGAUCAGCUCUCCCUUCCAGCCCCCCCUGGACAAGCGCGCCCGGACACUGAGCUCCAGCACCUGGGAGGAGCCCCCCCGGAAGGCCCCCGCCCAGAGGAGCCGGAGGGCUCGCCGGGGGAACCUCGACCCAGAGGAGGCCCCCUACGAGACAGACUACACCACGGCCGUGGAGUCCAGCGACGAGCAGGAGCCGGACGAGUGGGACAGCCAUUACCCGCCCAUCAUGUCCGACGAUGCCCGCCAGAGAUACAAGCAAGAUUUUGACACUGACCUCAAGCGCUACAAGCGGCUCUGUGGCGAGAUGGACGCCACCAACGACCAGAUCAACCAGCUCAGCAGGCAGCUGGACCAGUUGCCGGAGGACACGCUCCAGUACCAGGGCGUGGCAGAGGAGUACAACCGCCUGAAGGAGCUGAAGCGGACGCCGGAGUACCAGAGCAAGAAAAUGGAGACCAAAUCCCUGCGGAAGAAGCUUUUCCACAUCAAGAGGAGGGUGGGCGAAUACGACAAGCACCGCGGCUGAGCCUGGGGAGGGGCCCCGGCACUGAGCCCCCACCCCCACUCCCUGAGGGGCCGAGGCCCGGCGUGUCCCCCGGGGCGCAGAAGGACGGACUCCAACCUGCCAAGCAAGGCCCACCUCCUUCCCUUUGGGCCUGGGGACGCUUGGCGAAGGCCAGCCGAGACUCGGGGGGUGUGUGUGCCUGUGUGCCCCCCCCCCCAUUCCAAGAGACGAGGAUGAGAGUCCGUGUGUGCCUCAUGUUGUACAUUUCCUUAUUUUUACGCUCGUGCUUUUUUCUCCUGUUUUGUGCCAAAAUGCUUGGAGGCGGAGAGGACGGUGGGCACCGGCCCAAAUCUCUCUCCUUUUGUGGCCUCCGGAGUGGGGGGGGGGGGGGGG